UUAGGAGCCUCUUUAUUUACCCUUAGUUUAGUUUAGGUGUAGGCAUUACUGAGCGCACUGAAAACGGAUAACGCUAAUUUGGAUGGUGCGCAAAUGGCACAUCAGUUGUAACCCGAGAUUGAGGGAGUACAUGUCAAAAAAGUAUGCUUUUCACAGAGGACACUAUCGCAAGGCUUUGCAUGGUGUCCAAGGCACUCACUAGUAUUUAAGUUUUAUUUUUUUAUUUAUUUUACGCGUGCUUUUUUUUUUUUUCUUUCCUGCAAUUCAAUUUUCCUUAAGUUCUUCGCGAAUUGUAUUGCGGCGGAGAGAGCGACAAAGGGGUUAAAGAGAGUAAAGCGGGGGAAAGUGAAUCAGUAUGGAAGAAAAUGAUCACGGCAACAGAGACGUGGUGGAGCGGCAGGAGUCGGCGAAUGAAUCAAACAGAGCCAUCCUUCCCCUGCUACAGGCGCCGGGGAACCCGCAGAUCCCUCACCGGGUCACCAAUUUCUUCAUCGACAACAUCCUGCGGCCGGAUUUCGGAAGGAGAAAGGACGGGGCUGCGAACCGCGAAGAGAGUAAUAGCCUUGCGUCGCGGGAGAGCCACGACAGCCCCGCCGCCCCUCAGACCGAGCCAGUGGGGAGCACGGUGCCGGCGGAGGGGACCUCCACUCCACACACGGUUACCGGGUCCAAGAAGCCCACCAUAGCCGCCGAUGAGCCCCUGCAACCCCGCGGGGAGAACGGAGACCAGUGCCUAAGCUCAGACUCAGACAGUUCCCAAGCCAGCUCAAACCCAGCCACGUCUCAGCAGAUGCUGUGGCCAGCCUGGGUCUACUGCACCAGAUACUCGGACAGGCCUUCUUCAGGGCCAAGAUCUCGCAAACCAAAGAAGAAAACGACCAGCAAAGAGGACAAGCGACCACGGACGGCCUUCACAGCAGAGCAGCUGCAAAGACUAAAAUCGGAGUUUCAGACAAACCGGUAUCUGACCGAGCAGAGGCGGCAGAACCUGGCGCAGGAACUGGGCCUGAACGAGUCCCAGAUCAAGAUCUGGUUUCAGAACAAGAGGGCCAAAAUCAAGAAGGCCACCGGCUCCAAAAACAGCCUGGCCUUGCACCUGAUGGCACAGGGACUGUACAAUCACGCCACCGUCACGUCGAAGGACGGUGAAAAAUCAGACAGCGAUUGAUUUCCAGAGAAGUAACAGCAGCCCCCUGACGAAAAAGAACCUAUAGUAAUCCUAUAUCGGGUUUUUUGUUGUUGUUGUUUUUUUUUCUUCUUCUUUUUUUUUUUUUUACAGAUAUCACAGUAAAACUCUACAGGAAUAUUUAAAGACAUCACAGCAGAUUAAAAAAAAUAUCACAAAUUAAUAUUUCUAUCACUUUAAAAAAAAAACGUUGACCCACUGCAGAUCUAUACUGGGUCCAGGAAACCAUAAUUUAAAGAAAAUAUACUACAAAUGAACACAGGAAUAUUUAAUGAUCUGUGUGUUCCUAAAGGAAUAUUAUAGUGAUUUUUCGUGAUGUGGGAGGUUUAAUCGAGCCUACAAUGCAAUAAUUUCAUCGAAUAAAGGGCCAGUCUGUAGUAUACCAGCAUAAAUUGUAAAAAAAAAGAAGAAGAUAUUUCUGCAAUAUCACGUCUAUGAAAUAUGUUGUAUAAAAGGUUGUUGUUUUUCAUUGUUUGUCGCCCCCCCCUCCCCUCACCCCACCCCCCAGGAGGUACAAAUGCUUACGCCCUUCAUUUUUAUAUUGGCCUACUGCUAUCCAUGAUUGUCAUCAUUUUACAUUUUAACUGGCACUUGACGUUUCGAUCUGUCAGAGAGGUGAACAAACUUAAAUCCAAAGAAUAUUUUUCUGCUGCAUCCAGGCUACUGUGAAUUUUGAAUAAAUGCUAACAUGGUUUUAUUGCCACGCUUGUCGGUUUCCUUGGUUGUGUUUCUAUGUAAAAUGGACAGAUUGAGCAGAAAAUUAAUUUUAAUGUUGUUUUUUUUGUUUUGUUAAAUCUUUGUUUAAUUAAAGAAAAACAAUUAUUCACAGGAACGGUUUAUUAUUAGAAGUGACUGAGAGGUAGCAACUUUUUUCUAACACGCCACUUCACUAAAAUGCUGACUUAAGCCUUGUUUAUAUGUAUGUGGUCGUCUCAUAGCCUUUAAACAACUAUUAUGUGCGUAUUCCUUUCGUUAUACCAAUGCAUCAGAGCAGCUAUUAUAGUUUUUAAUAGCAAUAUAAAUCAUUGUUUUGUAGCUGAACAAAUUUAAGGCUAUAAUGCUGCCUUUAAUCACAGAAACAACUCUGUAGCAUAAAGACAAUGAUGACAACCAUUUUGCGCACUCUUGAGUAUAUAAAAGCAGGUUAUUGGAUGUUCUUGUUGAAUCUUUCUCUAUAUACAUUUUUAUUGCAUAUCCAUAUAUCAUAAAUGAAAGGCAAAUCCGUCAGUGACUGUAUUACAAAUGUUGGAAAUCUCGUUGAAAGGACUUCAUGUGUAUUUAUAUAGAUUAUAUUGAGAAAAAAAAUCUAUCCAAUGACCAGUGUUGCUUUAGAGUAGAUAUCUGAGGUGUUUACACUGCUUGUUUAUCUUGCAAUAACUUCUUUUUUGUUUGUUUCCUUUUUUUUUUGUGAAUGAAAAAUAGUUUAUGGGGCCUUUGCAUGAAAGCUGCAAUUUGUUGUACUUGGGCAAAUAACUGUGUUUAUAAACUUUGGUCUUCACUGACUGAGUAUGAUCGAGCUAAGUUUUUGACUGUAUCCAUACCAAAUUGUGGACUUUUUGCCUUUCAAUGUUUUUUGUUGUGUACCUGCAAAAAGUGUGUGUGAAUUAAAAUCCACCAAACAGAGACACACUUUGCCUUAAAGUUCACGUGUGAACUUUUUCUGAAACAGAACUGUGCCGAAUCAGAGAAGCAGUAUUACUUCAAAUGCAGACUAUUCAAGUUGAAUGCCUUUUAUGAAAACUGCUGGUACGACAUUAUGAAUUUACUCAUCAGCGUAUAUCUAUCUAUAUAUGAACAUGUUUAAAUAAAAUUACAACACAGAGUUGUAGAAUACAAUGCUAUUUUUUAUUUUAUGUUGGAAGUAUUCUUUGGUAUAAAUGUACAUAAUUUGUAUCAUGUAUUAAUUGUGUAAUUAACUGCCUCCUGAAAACUGCAAAAGAAGAGUAAAUAAAGCUUGAAGAUUAUA
This is a messenger RNA of Scophthalmus maximus (turbot), 3152 nucleotides long. RefSeq names its product engrailed homeobox 2a (gene en2a). NCBI's taxonomy places the organism in Eukaryota, Metazoa, Chordata, Actinopteri, Pleuronectiformes, Scophthalmidae. The coding region runs from base 356 to 1168 and encodes 270 amino acids. The transcript is spliced from 2 exons. Gene Ontology annotation, molecular function: DNA-binding transcription factor activity, RNA polymerase II-specific; RNA polymerase II cis-regulatory region sequence-specific DNA binding. The record is from RefSeq and is a predicted model, not a curated record. Gene Ontology annotation, cellular component: nucleus. Gene Ontology annotation, biological process: regulation of transcription by RNA polymerase II; neuron differentiation; multicellular organism development.